AUGCUGCGCAUUGCAAAGUCGACUCGUGGAUUCACACGAUUCACCCAAGUGCGUGCCAACCACCACGCUGCGGAAGGAGCUGCCGAGCCGCUCACACCGUACGUCAAGUGGACUGCUGCCGUUUUGGCUGGUGUGGGCAUCGUCACAUACGACCGCUUCUACACUGACGGAGCCAUCACCAAGAUGGUCACUCCCGCCAGCAAGCAAGCCGAGAACCUCAAAGAGUCUGAGCACUACGUCGACUUCCAGCGCCGCGAACAGGACCGUGCUAUUGCCCUAUUUGCUCCGCGUGAACGCUCUGUGGCCACAGAAAACUUCAAGCCCCAGCCAGUGCCCGUCAGCGGCCCGCGCUCUGCUCACCUGAACGAUCACAUCGACGCCGACAAAAUCACCGAGCGUCGCCCUCGCACUGACCCUUUUAGCAACAAGUAA
Wickerhamiella sorbophila is the source of this 432-nucleotide messenger RNA. RefSeq lists its product as hypothetical. The record is from RefSeq and is a predicted model, not a curated record. Bases 1 to 432 code for a protein of 143 amino acids. Lineage: Eukaryota; Fungi; Ascomycota; Dipodascomycetes; Dipodascales; Trichomonascaceae. The transcript has a single exon.